Molecule: messenger RNA, 3141 nt
Organism: Cherax quadricarinatus
Lineage: Eukaryota; Metazoa; Arthropoda; Malacostraca; Decapoda; Parastacidae
Source: RefSeq, a predicted model, not a curated record
CUACAGACCACUGUCACUAACAUGUGUAGUAUGAAGUUAUGAAGAAGAUUAUCAGAAGAGUAGCAGAGCACCUAGAAACGAUUGGGCUCAUACAUAACAAUCAGCACGGCUUCAGGGAAGGGAAAUAUUGCAUCACAAGCCUAAUGGAGUUCUACGACGAGGUAACAGAAAACAGGAGAGAGAAGGAUGGGUAGCCUGCAUCUUCUUGGACUAUAAGAAGGCUUUCGAUACAGUACCACACAAGAGAAGGAUUGAAAAGCUAGAGGAGCUGGCAGGGAAAGUACUGAAAUGGAUCAGGGAAUACUUUUCAGUAAGGAAACAAAGUGCGUUGGUACCUGACAAGGUGUCAGAGUGGGUGCAUGUGUUGAGUGAGGUUCCACAAAGGUCAGUCCUAGGUCUGGUGCUGUUUCUUGUAUAUGUGAAUGACAUGACGGAAGGGACAGAUUCGAAGGUGUUCCUGUUUGCAGACGGCGUGAAGCUAAUGAGGAGAAUACAAGUGAACGAGGAUCAUGCAAGCUUACAAGGGGAUCUGGGCAGGCUGCAAGCCUCGUCCAACAAAUGACUCCUGGAGUUUAACCCCAGUAUGUGCAAAGUCAUCAAGCUUGGGAAAGGACAAAGAAUACCGCAGACAGAGUACAGACUAUGAGGUCAAAGGCUGCAAAUCUCACUCAAGGAAAGGAUCUUGGGGUGAGCAUCAUACCGAGCACAUCUCCAGAGGGACAUAUUAACCAAAUAACAGGUACAGCACAUGGGCGCCAGGCAAACCUAAAAAUAGCGUUUCGACAUCUAAGGAGUCUUCAUGACGCUAUACAGUGUGUAUGUCAGGCCCAUAUUGGAUUAUGCAACACCACUAUGGAACCCAUACACGGUCAAACACAUCAAGAAAUUAGAGAAAGUGCAAAGGUUUGCAACAAGACUAUUCCCUUAGCUAAUGGGCAUGUCCUACGAGGAGAGGUUAAGGGAACUCAUUUAACGACACUGAAAAACAGGAAAGAUAGGGAAAGCAUGAUAACAACGUAUAAAAUACUGAGAGGAAUUGACAAGAUGGACAGGGCCAGAAUGUUUCAGAGAUGAGAUACAGGAACAAAGGGACACAACUGGAAGUUAAAAACACAGAUGAGUCAUAGGGGUGUUAGGAAGUACUUCUUCUGACUUUAGAGUUGUCAGAAGUGGAACAAUCUGGAGAGUGAUGUAGUAGAGGCAGGAUCCAUACAUAGCUUUAAGAAGUGGUAAGAUAAGGCUCUUGGAGCAGGGAGAGUAUGAACAUAGUAGCGAUCAGCGAAGAGGACGGGCCAGGCGCUAAGACUCGACCCCUUCAACCACACACACACACACAAACAAACAAACCUUUGAUAAUACCCUGGUUUUGAUAAGUACAGUUUCCACUGCUUGCUUGUUCCAAGGUAUGGUCAGGAAGGAGUAUCGGGGUAACAUCGAGCUCUCUGUUGGCUGUGCAUAGUCUCCACAAUGAUCUGUGUUGGCCAUGACGCCCGACCGAUGACACAGCUCUGGCAGUCACGACACCGUGAAGCCGGAAGUUAUAUAUACCGGCCAGUCAUGGAGACGGCUCAGUUGUAUUCUGAAUCUGAUACUGACGUGAUGGCCAGAAUAAUGUUGCAGAGUGUGGUGAUGGUGUUGGUAGCGUGUAUGCUGGGUGAGGUACACCCUCACAAGCUAUUCCGUGGCAAAUGUCCCGUAGUCACUCCAGUAACUGAUUUCAACAUGACCAAGUUCGAGGGACUGUGGUACGUGCUGGAAAGUUUCGACGACAGGGAGGCGUGUGUCACCUGGAACAUAAGUCAGGGCCAUAAGAACGGCACCUGGCAUAUGAAGGAGGUUAAGGGAUCAGGGGUGCUGAACACUUUGGGUAUCUACAACACAGAAGCCACCACAGCUACACUCAAGCCCAACCCAGACAACCCAGCUAAGAUGAAGAUCAGUUGGCCUCUCAAUAUCGGUGGCAGCUAUGACUACACCGUACACAUGGUUGACUACGAAAAGGUAGCGGGGGUGUUCAUGUGUCAGCGAGUGUUGCUCUUCCAGAGGCAGAACGGCAUAGUCCUCUCCAGAACUCCACAUCUUUCGAACGACUUACAGCAGACGGCGAGGCUGCUGCAGAAUGGAGUCCAGGUGGAAUACUACAAGCCCGUCAAGCAAGCUCACUGUGGUUACCUCCGCAACACUACCAGUGUUGGUGCUGGCAGCCCAGACCCAGGACCUCUAGGUGUCUAAGACCUACAUGAAGAAUGAUACUCAGGGACUCUAGGUAUCUAACACUUACAUGAAGAAGGACUAAUACCAAGGGCCUCUAGACAUUUACCACCUACUUAAAAAAAUAUUUAGAUUCUGAGCCUCUAAACACCUAUACCUUCUUGAAUAAUGAUUCGGAACCAGAUUCUCUCAACCCUUAAUAACAGGUGGCAUCAGGUAGCAUGCCAACACUUACACUCCUGCACCUAUAUAGUAUACAGGCACAGGUGUGGGAAUGCCACCCGAUUACCUUGUGUUCGAGCCAAUGAGACGCCUUAUUAGCACAGUUACCUCCACCAGAGCAUAAACUCUCAGUUUGCCUGAGAUUCACAACACUGACUGAAACUCACUUUCUUUGCCUUACACAUCCUUACACGUAACUUCACACAGUGUUCAUUAAAUUAGUUAUAUUAAUUAUAAUUUAAAAGAAACGUUAAGACUAUCAUUUCUGUACAAGUUUUUGUAUUGUUUUAAUGUUAUUUUAGUUCACUUUUACUCGUAUUUUGUUUUUCCAUCAGCAUUGUGUUUAUAAGAAAAUGUGUGCAUAUGGAAAAAAUUGUCUGAUUUAUAUUUUACCCAUUUUAAAACAUAUUUAUAAACCUUCGUUUGCAAAGUAAACGUAUAUUUUAAAUUUUCAUCUUUCACUCUCACAUUGCUGCAGUCCUUCCCAGUUCUUGUGUUGGCAAUUGUUAAGGACGGGGGUAAAAUAUUUUCCGAAAUAUUUAGAUGCUUGGAAGACAUUUUUAUUUACUGUCUAUAAUUAGUCGUAGUUGGCUCCUCCUUUAGUUCGUUUCUUAAUCCACUUCGAUAAUCACUAUGGUUGCCUGUAGAUAAUCACUGGACGGUUUAGGGGGUCAUCGCACGGUCCAAGAGCAGGCCUCCUGGGAGCUG